AUGAGGAACAAUCGAAGCAACGUGGGAGAUGGGACGAAAGAUAUGAGUACUAAGUUAGUGGCAGUCGCCAUUGACAAGGAUAAAGGCAGCCAAGUUGCUCUCAAAUGGACCACGGAUAAUUUGGUUAACAAAGGCCAAACUGUUGUUCUAAUUCAUGUUAAUGUUAAACCAUCAGGAACCUCUUUCCAUUCUUCUCCAUCUAUUGCCACACCAAGAAUUCCAGAAGAAAGCUUGUCAUCUCAUUCCGAAACAGAUUCAACAAUGAAGGAGUUGUUUCUCCCUUUUCGUUGUUUUUGCACCAGAAAAGAUUUAAAAUGCUUUGAAGUCGUGUUGCACGACCAAGACAUUGUAAAAGCAUUGACGGAAUAUGUUACCCAAUCUGGGAUAGAAAUUUUGGUCCUCGGUUCCACCACAAAAAAUGGACUUCUCAGGUUCAAAGUAACAGAUAUUCCAACUACAGUCUCAAAAGGCGUGGCCGAUUUCUGCACCGUCUACAUUAUCUCCAAAGGGAAGAUUUCAUUAACAAGAGCAGCCACUCGUCCAGCACCUUCUGUUUCUCAACUCCGCAACCAAAUUUUAUACCAAAGCAACCCAUCAUUUCAGUCAAAUUCUUCAUCCGUAGCUGGUGCCUUUAAAGGAAUUCCGAGAUCGCAGACCGAACAUGUAACAGCCAGCAUGUUGCAUGAUCUAGACAAUAUGAGGUCUCCUUUUACUCAUCGAAAAGGUUUGAAUGGAAUGGCGUAUCCAGAGCUUCCUCCUCCGGACAAUGACAUAUCCUUUGUAAGCUCGGGCAGGCCGAGCGUUGAUAAUCUGUUUCCUUCGUUUUACGAUAGCAUGGAUUCUAGUCGCACACCUCCAUUUCGGUCAAGUAUAUCAGAUGCUGAUAGAGACAGCUUUGAGUAUAACAGCAUCUAUGGAGGACGAAAGUCAAUUGAGGCCAUGACUCCCAACAGGUUCUCGCUAUGUUCCGAUGACAGUGAUAGAUCAUGUUCUACCCAAUCAAUGGAUGAAGUCGAACUAGAAAUGAGGCGGUUGAAGCAAGAACUCAAGCAAACAAUGGACAUGUAUAGCUCAGCCUGCAAAGAAGCACUCACAGCAAAACAAAAGACAAAGGAACUCCAGCGAUGGAAGUUGGAAGAAGAAAUGAAGUUGGAAGAGGCAAAAAUAGCAGAGGGAGCAGCAUUGGCAUUGGUUGAAAGAGAAAGAGCAAAGUCUAGAGCAGCCAUGGAACAUGCAGAAGCUGCUCAGAGGAUAGCAGCAUUGGAAUCACAGAAAAGAAUAAGUGUGGAAAUGAAAGCACUCAAGGAAGCAGAAGAAAGGAACAAAGUAAUGAGUAAGUUAGCACAAACCGAUGUACGUUACAGGAGGUACUCUAUCGAGGAGAUAGAAUCCGCGACAAAUUUCUUCUCCCAAUCGUUGAAAAUCGGUGAAGGCGGUUAUGGCCCGGUUUACAAGUGUUUCCUAGAUCAUACACCCACUGCAGUUAAGGUUCUCCGGCCUGAUGCUGCACAAGGAAGAUCACAGUUUCAACGUGAGGUUGAAGUGCUUAGCUGCAUAAGGCAUCCAAACAUGGUCCUACUACUAGGUGCUUGCCCGGAAUAUGGCUGUCUUGUUUACGAGUACAUGUCUAAUGGAAGCUUAGAAGACCGACUUCUACGUAAAGGAAACACCACAUCUCUAACAUGGCAACAAAGGUUUCGCAUAGCGAGUGAAAUCGCGGUAGGAUUAUUAUUUCUCCACCAAACCAAACCGGAGCCAAUUGUCCAUCGUGAUCUAAAACCCGGAAAUAUUUUACUAGAUCACAACUUCGUGAGCAAGAUUAGCGAUGUCGGUUUGGCAAGACUAGUCCCUCCUUCAGUAGCAGACACCGUCACUCAAUAUAGAAUGACGUCGACAGCCGGGACAUUCUGUUAUAUAGAUCCCGAGUAUCAACAAACCGGAAUGCUUGGUGUAAAAUCCGAUGUUUAUUCGUUAGGAAUCAUGUUCCUUCAGAUAAUAACUGCCAGGUCUCCAAUGGGUUUGGCUCACCAUGUUGAGAAAUCGAUCGAAAAGGGGACUUUCACUCAAAUGUUGGACCCAACCGUGCCCAAUUGGCCGGUUGAGGAGGCGCUUUCAUUUGCGAAGUUGUCACUCAACUGUGUAGAGCUGCGAAGGAAAGAUCGGCCUGACUUAGGCAAAGUUGUAAUGCCAGAACUUCAGAGAUUGCGAAAACUUGCUGCUGACCAUACUGUGUCUUACUCACCAUAUGAAGGCUACAGUGGCUCAUAUAACCAAAGCCAAGUAUCGUUAACAAGUGAUGAAAUGAGCUCAUAUGGUCGAUCAGCUGGGUACGAGAGCUCGAGAAGCAAUAUCAGCAUGGGUAACUAA
Molecule: messenger RNA, 2367 nt
Organism: Impatiens glandulifera
Lineage: Eukaryota; Viridiplantae; Streptophyta; Magnoliopsida; Ericales; Balsaminaceae
Product: U-box domain-containing protein 52-like
Exons: 11
Coding region: 1-2367 (788 amino acids)
Biological process (GO): protein phosphorylation
Molecular function (GO): protein kinase activity; ATP binding
Source: RefSeq, a predicted model, not a curated record